UAUAAACGUAAAGCCUCUUUACCAAAGAUGUUCACCUCUCUCUCAGUCUCAGCAAUAGUACUACAACAAGAACCUGCCUUUUUAACAUCAAUUAAGGCUUGUCACUGCUGCCACAAGUGAUCCACUCAACCAUUCUGUCUUCUAUACAUCCUUAUUUAUCUCCUUCCUUGCAACGUUUACACUAACCACAAACAUAACCUUCUCUUCUUCUUCUUUUUUUUUCUCUCUCAAGAUGGAUCAUCCAUUCAUUCUCUUUGUUAUUGGACUCAUUAUUUCCAUGGCUAGUAUCUCACAGGUUAUUAGCAGUACCAACCAGUCUCAGUUUUUUUCUCUGAUGAAGGAGUCUCUCUCAGGGAACUACCCUCUGGAUUGGGAUGUCAAAGCUGGGAAACCAGUAUGUGCCUUCACAGGAGUUACAUGCAACAACCAAGGGGAAGUUAUCAAUCUUGACCUUUCAGGUUGGUCACUUUCUGGAAAGUUCCCUUCAGAUUUAUGCACUUACAUGCCAGAGUUGAGAGUUCUCAGCCUUGGACACACAAGGUUCAAGUUUCCUACAAACAGCGUAAUCAACUGUUCUCAUUUGGAAGUGCUUAACAUGAAUCAUAUGUAUCUGACUGGCACACUUCCAGAUUUCUCUCCUUUGAAAUCUCUUAGGGUCCUUGAUUUGUCAUACAACGCCUUCACAGGUGAAUUCCCCAUGUCAGUAUUCAAUCUCACUAGACUCGAGGUGCUAAACUUCAAUGAAAAUGGAGGUUUCAGCCUGUGGCAGCUGCCAGAUGAUAUUGACAGGCUGAAAAAUCUCAAGUCCAUGGUGUUGACAACUUGCAUGGUGUAUGGCCAAAUCCCAACAUCCAUAGGGAACAUCACUUCUCUUACUGAUCUUGAAUUGAGUGGGAAUUUCCUCACAGGCCAAAUUCCUGCAGAGCUUGGAUUGCUGAAAAACUUGCAACAGCUUGAGCUUUACUAUAACCAACACCUUGUUGGUUAUAUACCUGAGGAGCUGGGAAAUCUCACAGAGCUCAUAGAUUUGGAUAUGUCAGUGAACAAGUUGACUGGGAGCAUCCCUGCAUCAAUAUGUAGCCUUCCCAAGCUUCAAGUCCUGCAGCUUUACAACAAUAGCCUCUCAGGAGAACUCCCAGGUGAGAUUGAAAACUCAACAACAUUGAGAAUGUUAUCUCUUUAUGACAAUUUCCUGAAAGGACAAGUCCCUAGUAAACUGGGACAAUUCUCAGGAAUGGUAGUUCUGGACUUGUCAGAAAACAGUUUCUCUGGUCCAUUGCCAACACAAGUUUGCAAGGGAGGUAAACUACUCUAUUUUCUUGUUUUGGAUAACAUGUUUUCUGGAAAGAUACCAGACAGUUAUGCAAACUGCAUGAUGCUGUUAAGGUUUCGAGUCAGUAAUAACCACCUGGAGGGCUCGGUUCCCGAGGGACUCCUUGGUCUACCACAUGUUUCAAUCAUUGAUCUGAGUAACAAUAAUUUGACUGGUCCAAUUCCUGAGAUCAGUGGAAAUGCUAGAAACUUGUCUGAACUGUUCCUACAAAAGAACAUGAUCUCAGGAGUCAUACCUCCUACAAUCUCUCGAGCCAUUAACCUUGUCAAGAUUGAUUUCAGCUAUAACUUUCUGUCUGGUCCAAUCCCUUCGGAAAUUGGCAAUCUGAGAAGGCUUAAUUUGCUAAUGUUACAAGAGAACAAGCUGAAUUCUUCCAUCCCAACUUCACUCUCCUCAUUGGAGUCACUCAACCUUCUUGAUCUUUCCAACAACCUUUUAACAGGAAGCAUCCCUGAAAGCCUCUCAGUACUGCUACCAAACUCCAUUAACUUCUCACAUAACUUGCUUUCGGGUCCAAUUCCUCCCAAACUGAUCAAAGGAGGUUUGGUUGAAAGCUUUUCAGGGAAUCCUGGUCUGUGUGUGCAACCAACAUAUGCUAAUUCAUCGGAUCCAAGCUUCCCCACAUGUUCAAUUGCCCACAAGAGUAAGAGAAUAAACACCAUCUGGGUAGCUGGGGUAUCUGUGGUUUUAAUCUUUAUUGGAGCUGUCUUGUUUCUGAAACGUAGGUGCAGCAAAGAGACAGCUGCAGUGAAACAUGAGGAUACACAACCUUCUUCAUUCUUCUCUUAUGAUGUUAAGAGCUUUCACAGGAUCAGUUUCGACCAAAGGGAGAUCAUAGAAUCCUUGGUUGAGAAGAACAUAAUAGGACAUGGAGGGUCUGGGACAGUGUACAAGAUUGAUUUGAAAAGCGGUGAUACUGUUGCAGUCAAGAGGCUGUGGAGUAGAAAAUCCAAGGAUUCAGCUCCAGAGGAUCGAAUGUUUGUAGACAAAGCAUUGAAAGCAGAAGUGGAGACCCUGGGAAGUAUUAGACACAAAAACAUAGUGAAACUGUACUGCUGUUUCUCCAGUUUGGAAUGUAGCUUGUUGGUUUAUGAGUACAUGCCAAAUGGUACUCUAUGGGACUCCUUGCACAAAGGUUGGGUCCAUUUGGAUUGGCCUACUCGCUAUAAGAUUGCACUUGGGAUUGCACAGGGUUUGGCAUACCUCCACCAUGAUUUGGUUCUUCCUAUUAUCCAUCGAGACAUCAAAUCAACUAAUAUCCUUUUGGAUGUUGAUUACCAUCCCAAGGUUGCAGACUUUGGUAUCGCCAAAGUUUUGCAAGCUAGAGGCGGGAAGGAUUCCACAACAACUGUUAUUGCUGGAACUUAUGGUUACUUAGCCCCAGAAUAUGCAUAUUCCCCCAGGGCCACCACCAAGGGUGAUGUCUACAGUUUUGGGGUGAUUUUGUUGGAACUGUUAACUGGGAAGAAGCCCGUUGAGUCAGAAUUUGGAGAGAACAGAAAUAUUGUCUUUUGGGUUUCAAACAAAGUAGAAGGCAAGGAAGGUGCUAGACCAAGUGAUCUAUUUUACCCUCGAUCCUCACCCAUAUUCAAGGAUGACAUGAUUAAAGUGUUGCGAAUUGCCAUUCGUUGCACGUACAAAGCUCCAUCUAGUAGACCAACAAUGAAAGAGGUUGUUCAGUUGCUGAUUGAGGCAGAGCCACGUGGUUCAGAUUCUUGCGAGUUGUUAACCAAAGAUGCAUCAAAUGUCACCUUAUUAUAAUUGAGUAGAUUAAAAGGGUAAGAGGAAUAUAUAAAUACAACCAAGAUAAGCAGUCUCUCCCAAUGUAACUGAGAGACUCAUUGUAAGAUUAGAGAACAAAUUAAUCUCUUUUUUUUUCCAUAGACAGGUAGUUUGUAGAUUCUAUCUUUGACUCUGGUUCUUCUCUUCUCUUCUCUCUAUUGCUGCUUUCCUUUUCUUAUAUAUACUAUUUCGAGUUUUGACUUUUGUAAAAAUUUGAAUUUCUAAUUGCUAU
This is a messenger RNA of Gastrolobium bilobum, 3347 nucleotides long. Its product is annotated as receptor protein-tyrosine kinase CEPR1. The record is from RefSeq and is a predicted model, not a curated record. The transcript has 2 exons. Lineage: Eukaryota; Viridiplantae; Streptophyta; Magnoliopsida; Fabales; Fabaceae. Gene Ontology annotation, molecular function: protein binding; protein kinase activity; ATP binding. Bases 233 to 3094 code for a protein of 953 amino acids. Gene Ontology annotation, biological process: protein phosphorylation.